Glycine soja is the source of this 1288-nucleotide messenger RNA. Its product is annotated as ethylene-responsive transcription factor 3-like. The record is from RefSeq and is a predicted model, not a curated record. The transcript has a single exon. Gene Ontology annotation, biological process: regulation of DNA-templated transcription. Bases 429 to 1067 code for a protein of 212 amino acids. Gene Ontology annotation, molecular function: DNA binding; DNA-binding transcription factor activity. Lineage: Eukaryota; Viridiplantae; Streptophyta; Magnoliopsida; Fabales; Fabaceae.
AGAAAGAAAGAAAAGUAGAAAACUACACUCUUGAGGUCCAUUCUCAAUCUUAUUAAUAUAUUUUUGUGUAGAUGAAGAUCAAGAGAAGGUGUUGUCAUGCUACCUUCCUUCAACCACAAACCCUCUCUCCCUCUACCACCCAUUCUCUUUUCUCUCUCUUUCUUUCCCCCUCCCUCUCUCACCUACUCAAUCUCAUCACCACCACCACCAUCAUCAUGAUCUUCUCCAAUCUCUAUAACCUUCAAUCACUCAAAACCUCACCAUUAAACCAAAUGAGUUGACCCAUUUGUGAGAACAAUUCUCCCUAAGAAAAGGUCAAAGGCUGCAACUUUUUCUUAACCAAUCUCACAACAUUUUGCAACGUUUUUUCUGGUUCGGUUUGGUUUUCUGGGUCGUCUUGGAAUUCAAAAAAGAUUCCAACUUUGAAGAUGGGUAGGGGCGGAACCGCCGCGGCGGCGGUGGAGAUCGCCGAACCCGGUUCAAGGCCGGUUUUUUCCAAAGAACCGCGUUAUAGGGGCGUCAGAAAAAGACCGUGGGGCCGGUUCGCCGCCGAAAUCAGAGACCCUUUGAAGAAAGCCAGGGUUUGGCUCGGAACCUUCGACACCGCCGAGGAGGCGGCGCGUGCCUAUGACACGGCGGCGAGAACCCUCCGGGGGCCGAAAGCAAAGACCAAUUUCCCACUUUCUCCGCCGUUCUACCACCCCGAUCCGUUUUCCGAUCACCGGUACUUUGACGGCGCUGGCGCCGGCGAAGAUUUCCAGGAUCACCGGCGACCCACCUCCAGUGGUAUGAGCAGCACCGUAGAAUCCUUCAGCGGCCCACGCGCCGCCGUGCCGGCGACGGCGCCGGUGAUUGUCAACCGGAGAUAUCCCCGGACGCCGCCCGUCGUUCCCGAGGACUGCCGCAGCGACUGCGACUCGUCGUCAUCCGUUGUGGACGACGGAGACGGCGACAACGUGGCGUCGUCGUUCCGGCGAGAACCGUUGCCGUUUGAUCUAAACGUGUUACCGUUGGACGAUGCUGACGUGGCAACCGAUGAUCUGUUCUGCACCGUUCUUUGCCUCUGAAGAGAAGAAAUUGAAAACGGCACGAAAUGAUGUAUUUGGUUCGUUGAAGGAAAGGAAUUAUUAAUUUUUUUCUAUUUUUACUCUUUAUUAUCUACUUGAAUAUUUUUUUAUCUUUCUCUUUUUCCCCACUUAUUUUAACUAUGCGGAGAAAAAUGAAAAAGAAAAAUAUGAUUGAUGAUCAGUUAUGAAGAUUAUGGUAAUAUGAUCUUAAUUUCUGUGAA